UUACUGACAGAUUACUUCCCUCUCUGGGUUUACGGCUGACAGGACGAACUUAAAACGGCAUUAAAUAAUUACAGAACAUAGUCUAAAACUGCUGAAAAGCGAUAUACGAGAAGCUACAAGAUCAUUUCCUUCUGUCGCUUUUGCUCUUUGGAGACAAAAAACAAACCCAGAUUUCGCAUCACGGAGCUCGCGCACAGGUGACCGGCGGUCAUGUUCAUGUUCUCUCGGGUGUUUUAACCUAUAAAAUAAACCACGUUUUUACUAACAAACAGACGAAAGACUCUAAAAUUACUGCACUUAAGAAUCUAGUUCUAAUAAUAGCAGUAAUAAUAAAGUGUCGGGGUGUCCAUGGAGACGUACCUGCUGAAGUUUAUCGAGCGCGUGCGAGCUGAGAGCAGAGAUGGAGAGAAUGACAUCGCCUCUCAAUACACGAUUAUUAAGCAUCAGAAUGGCUUGCUAAAACAGAAGCACGGUUUGACCACAGAGGCAGGAGGAGUAAAAGACAACGUGAAGAAAAACCGCUACAAGGACAUACUGCCGUAUGACCAAACGCGCGUGGUUCUGAGUCCAACAACACCUGAAUAUCAAAGUGACUACAUUAAUGCAAAUUUCAUCAAGGGGGCGACGGGGAGCAGGACGUACAUCGCCACACAGGGUCCUCUGAACAACACAGUAGUGGAUUUCUGGCGCAUGGUUUGGCAAUAUGACAUCAGGGUGAUCAUCAUGGCGUGUAGGGAGUUCGAGCUGGGGAAGAAAAAAUGUGAGGUCUACUGGGCUCCUCGAGAUGAUCCAUCCACAUUUGGUCCUUUCACUGUCUCCACUGUUGAGGAGUCACCCACAAAUGAGGAAGUCAUUGUGCGAACGCUGGCAGUGAAACACUGUGAUGAAACUCGCACCGUGUCUCAUUUCCAGUACAUGGCCUGGCCGGAUCACGGAAUUCCAGUUGUUGCAGACGGCAUUUUGGGAAUGAUGGAUUCAGUUCGUGUCAGACAGGGCUGUCACCCGGGACCUCUGCUUGUGCACUGCAGCGCCGGCUGCGGAAGAACCGGGGUGAUUUGCGCCAUUGACAUUGUUAAUGACCUGCUGCUCAAAAAGAAAAUCGGAGAAGAUUUCAGCAUUAUGGAUUUAGUUUUGGAGCUGAGAAGACAAAGACCAUCGGCUGUUCAGACUAAGGAACAGUAUGAGUUUGUGUUUCAUACUGUGGCGCAGAUGUUCGAGAAGUUCUUGCAGGAAUGUUCACAGAAACACCAGCAUCAAGACCUGAUUGAGCCCUCGCAGUCUCACUACGCCAAUGUGUUGCCCCCAAAGCCAGCACUGAGGUCGCUCUCUAACGGCUACGCAACCCAGAAUACAAGAAAACCUCCUACCCUCCGUCCAAGGUCUUCUCAUCCUCAUUCAUCCGCCAACAUGAACGACACGUACGCAGUCGUCAACAAGUUCAAGCAGCCCGCCACAGUCCCGCGUCUCGUUUCCCACCACUACGACAACGAAAACGUAACCAGCCAGAAGACGACUACGAGUGACCUUUACAGCAUCGUAAAGCCGAAAAACAGGGCAGUGGCAAACGCGCCUGCUAGCACGGAUCGCGCUUAUGACCGCACAUGGCCGCCCAACCGCAUGACUACACCGGAGAUGGACUGCAAUGACUACGAACCAGUGCCAGGGGAGUUCCAGAUGAGAAACUCACAGCUGUAUCCAUCUCUACCACAAGGAUCUUCACAGAAACAGCACAAUUCAGAUGAUGACUACGAGUAUGUCUCAAACCCGAUCAGAGAGACGAACAGCAGCCAGUGCAGCCCUGGAGGCAUUGGUUUUAAAUGCAGAGUCAGGAAACCCAAAGGACCCAGAGACCCGCCUUCACAAUGGAAUCGACCAGAGAGAUGAAACUAUUACAACAACAAUGUUGUCUAUAGAGCUACAUAUUCAGCAUUUUUUUAAAUCCAUAGAAUGGAUUGAUUAUUUUGUUUAUUUUGUUUUAGAGGUGAUGGUUUGUAGAUGUGUGUGUGGGGGGAGGGGCGGUAUGGGGGUAAUGUAAGAGAUUAUUACAAAUGUAAUGUAUAUGUUUAAUUUAUUGCAAUAAAUGUGUUGUCUGGAUUGUAUACAAUGCUGCUGUGAUACACUGCCCUGACCAGUAGAGGGCGCUGAUGAGGUUUAGUUUGAACGUUUUAUGAACUAUGAGAAGGUAAACUGGGUCACCUCAACAAUGCCAGCACAUAGAUUAGCUUCUGUACCA
Messenger RNA from Tachysurus vachellii, 2233 nucleotides. It is a transcript of the gene ptpn18, whose product is annotated as protein tyrosine phosphatase non-receptor type 18. The transcript is spliced from 17 exons. The record is from RefSeq and is a predicted model, not a curated record. Gene Ontology annotation, biological process: peptidyl-tyrosine dephosphorylation. Lineage: Eukaryota; Metazoa; Chordata; Actinopteri; Siluriformes; Bagridae. Gene Ontology annotation, molecular function: non-membrane spanning protein tyrosine phosphatase activity. Gene Ontology annotation, cellular component: cytoplasm; nucleus. The coding region runs from base 349 to 1884 and encodes 511 amino acids.